Molecule: messenger RNA, 4977 nt
Organism: Felis catus (domestic cat)
Lineage: Eukaryota; Metazoa; Chordata; Mammalia; Carnivora; Felidae
Gene: CNTNAP4
Product: contactin associated protein family member 4
Exons: 25
Coding region: 190-4119 (1309 amino acids)
Molecular function (GO): calcium ion binding
Source: RefSeq, a predicted model, not a curated record
AGCGUGUAUGUGCCUGUGUGGGGAGCGUGUGUGUCUGUGUGUGUGUGUGUGUGUAUGAGACAGAGAGAGAGAGAAAGAGAGUGAGAGAGAGAAAGGAGGGAGAGCCACUGAGAGACCCAGAGGUGCUGAAGACCCAGACGGCACGGAGAGCCACUCACGAUCUUUUGGGGGAGCCCAGUAAAUGUGAACAUGGGGUCUGUCGCUGGAGCUGUCCUCAAGACGCUACUUCUGUUAUCUACUCAAAAUUGGAACAGGGUUAUAGCUGGGAAUUCCUAUGAUUGUGAUGAGCCUCUGGUGUCUGCCUUGUCUCCGGCAUCGUUCAGCAGUUCAUCUGAACUUUCUAGCAGUCACGGUCCUGGAUUUGCAAGGCUAAAUCGAAGAGAUGGAGCUGGUGGCUGGUCUCCACUUGUGUCAAACAAAUACCAGUGGUUGCAGAUUGACCUUGGAGAGAGAAUGGAGAUCACCGCUGUGGCCACCCAAGGGGGAUAUGGGAGCUCCAACUGGGUGACCAGCUACCUCCUGAUGUUCAGUGAUAGUGGCAGGAACUGGAAACAAUAUCGACAAGAAGACAGCAUCUGGGGCUUUUCAGGAAAUGCAAAUGCAGACAGUGUUGUGUACUAUAGACUCCAGCCUUCCAUCAAAGCCCGAUUUCUGCGCUUCAUCCCUUUAGAGUGGAACCCCAGGGGCAGAAUUGGAAUGCGGAUUGAGGUGUUCGGAUGUGCAUACAGAUCAGAAGUGGUUGAUCUUGAUGGAAAAAGUUCCCUUGUCUAUAGAUUUGAUCAAAACUCCCUGAGCCCAAUAAAGGAUGUUAUUUCUUUGAAAUUUAAAACUAUGCAGAGUGAUGGAAUUCUGCUCCACCGGGAAGGGCAAAAUGGAGAUCAUAUCACGUUGGACUUACGAAGAGGAAAACUCUUUUUACUUAUUAAUUCAGGUGAAACCAAACUGCCCUCCGCUCACACGCUGAUCAAUCUCACCCUGGGCAGCCUGCUGGACGAUCAGCACUGGCAUUCAGUGCUGAUCCAACGGUUGGGCAGACAAGUGAACUUUACAGUGGAUGAGCACAGGCACCGUUUCCACGCCCAGGGAGAAUUCAGUUACCUGGACCUUGAUUAUGAGAUCAGCUUCGGAGGGAUUCCAGCACCUGGAAAAUCAGUGUCAUUCCCCCAUAAAAAUUUUCAUGGGUGUCUAGAAAAUCUCUUUUAUAAUGGAGUAGAUAUCAUUGAUUUGGCCAAGCAACAAAAACCAGAGAUCAUCACUAUGGGAAAUGUGUCCUUUUCUUGUUCGCAGUCACAGUCUGUGCCUGUGACUUUUCUCAGCCCCAGGAGUUACUUAGCCCUGCCAGGCUUUUCCGGGGAGGACGAGCUGUCUGCUACUUUUCAAUUUCGAACCUGGAAUAAGGCAGGACUUCUGCUAUUCAGUGAACUUCAGCUGGUUUCAGGGGGUCUCCUCCUCUUUCUUAAUGAUGGAAAACUUAAGCUGAAUCUCUACCAGCCAGGAAAAUUACCCAGUGACAUCACAGCAGGUGUUGGAUUAAAUGAUGGGCAGUGGCAUUCCAUCUCCUUAUCUGCCAAAAGGAAUCACUUGAGUGUGGUAGUGGAUGGCCAGGUGGCCUCUGUUGCUUCUUCCCUGGGGUCUGAGCAGACUUAUUCAGGUGGCACCUAUUAUUUUGGAGGUUGUCCUGACAACAGCUUUGGAUCCAAAUGUAAAAAUCCACUUGGUGGAUUUCAGGGAUGUAUGAGACUCAUUUCUGUCAGUAACAAGGUGGUGGAUCUGAUUUCAGUUCAGCAGGGAUCCCUUGGAAACUUCAGUGACCUUCAGAUAGACUCAUGUGGAAUCACAGACAGGUGUUUGCCCAACUACUGUGAACAUGGCGGUGAAUGUUCCCAGUCCUGGAAUACCUUUCACUGCAACUGUGCAAACACUGGCUACACGGGAGCUACUUGCCACAACUCUAUCUAUGAGCAGUCAUGUGAAUCCUAUAAGCACAGAGGAAAUACUUCAGGGUUUUACUAUAUAGAUUCAGAUGGAAGUGGUCCCCUGGAACCCUUUCUUCUAUAUUGCAAUAUGACUGAAACUGCGUGGACCGUCAUACAGCACAAUGGCUCUGACCUAACAAGAGUCAGAAACACUAACCCAGAGAACCCAUAUGCUGGGUUUUUCGAGUAUGUGGCCAGCAUGGAGCAGCUCCAGGCCACAAUUAACCUUGCGGACCACUGUGAGCAGGAGCUUACCUACUACUGCAAGAAGUCACGGCUUGCCAAUAAACAAGAUGGACGCCCUCUGAGUUGGUGGGUUGGAAGAACCAAUGAAACACAGACGUACUGGGGAGGUUCUUUGCCUGAUCCUCAGAAGUGUACUUGUGGAUUAGAAGGGAACUGCAUUGAUUCUCAGUAUUACUGCAACUGUGACGCUGACCGGAAUGAAUGGACCAAUGACACUGGAUUCCUUUCUUAUAAAGAACACCUGCCAGUAAGGAAGAUCGUGGUUACAGACACGGGCCGACCGCACUCAGAAGCAGCUUAUAAACUGGGGCCUCUACUCUGCCGGGGAGACAGAUCAUUUUGGAAUUCAGCUUCCUUCAAUACUGAGGCUUCAUACCUUCAUUUUCCUACUUUCCAUGGAGAACUUAGUGCAGAUGUGUCUUUCUUUUUUAAGACAACAGCUUCAUCUGGGGUAUUUUUAGAGAACCUGGGGAUUACCGAUUUUAUAAGGAUAGAGCUACGCUCACCGGCAGUAGUGACCUUUUCAUUUGAUGUGGGGAAUGGACCUUUUGAAAUCUCAGUGCAGUCACCCACUCAUUUCAAUGACAACCAGUGGCACCACGUCAAGGUUGAAAGGAACAUGAAAGAGGCAACUAUCCAAGUGGAUCAGCUCUUACCGAAGACGCAGCCUGCUCCCACUGACGGCCAUGUCCUUUUACAGCUCAACAGUCAACUCUUCGUGGGUGGAACAGCCACCAGACAGAGGGGCUUUCUGGGCUGCAUUCGGUCUCUGCAGUUGAACGGGAUGUCCCUGGACCUGGAAGAGAGGGCUAAGGUGACCCCUGGCGUGGAGCCGGGCUGUAGAGGCCACUGCAGCAGCUACGGGAAGUUGUGUCUCAAUGGAGGGAAAUGCAGAGAAAAGCUCAGCGGGUUCUCUUGUGACUGCACCUUCUCUGCAUACACGGGGCCUUUCUGCUCGAAGGAGAUCUCUGCGUAUUUUGGAUCUGGCUCAUCUGUGAUUUACAAUUUUCAAGAAAAUUAUUCCUUAAGUAAAAAUUCCAGCUCCCACGCUGCUUCGUUUCAUGGCGACAUGAAGCUGAGCAGAGAAAUGAUCAAAUUUAGCUUCCGAACAGCGCGAGCACCAAGCUUACUGCUUUAUGUGAGCUCCUUUUAUAAAGAAUACCUUUCAGUUAUCAUUGCCAAAAAUGGAAGUUUGCAGAUCAGGUACAAGCUAAACAGAUACGAAGAACCUGAUGUCGUUAACUUUGAUUUCAAAAACAUGGCGGAUGGACAGCUUCACCACGUAGAGAUCAACAGAGAAGAAGGAGUGCUCUUUGUAGAGAUUGAUGACAACGCAAGGAGACAAGUCCAUCUGUCAUCGGGUACAGAACUCAGCGCCAUCAAGUCUCUUGUACUGGGCCGGAUUUCAGAGUACAAUGACGUAGACCAGGAGACAGCCCUGGCCGGUGCACAGGGCUUCCUGGGCUGUCUGUCCGCGGUGCAGCUCAGCCACGUGGCCCCUCUGAAGGCCGCGCUGCAGCCUAGCCACCCGGCCCCUGUCACCGUCUCAGGACAUGUGACAGAGUCCAGCUGUGUGUCCCAGGCUGGCACUGAUGCCACAUCAAGGGAGAGGACACACUCGUUUGCAGAUCAUUCUGGAACAAGAGAUGACAGAGAACCCCUAGCUAAUGCAAUCAGAAGUGACUCUGCAGUAAUUGGAGGUCUGAUAGCGGUUGUGAUCUUUAUCUUGCUGUGCAUUGCUGCCAUUGCUGUUCGCAUUUAUCAGCAGAAAAGGUUAUACAAAAGAAAUGAGGCAAAAAGCACUGCCGUCUUGCCAUAUCCAGACUCGAGAUGGCUCCAGGAGGCCUCAUCCAGUGAUGUAUUUCCCAUAGCAGUCGUUCUACAGAACAAGGGAUGAGACACCGCUCUUAAUUUCCGACCGUUCUGAUAGGAUCUAAAACGGAAGUUUAACUCGCUUGAUGACUACGGUUUUUAAAUGUGAAGACCAUAUCCCUGGUCUCUCCACCGUGUGGUACGUAAGUUUUGUUAGAGGUAAAAAUCAAAAUUGGACAAUACGGACCUUGCUUUACUGGAGAACAUGCUCGUGUUUGCUUUAGUGUCCCCAUGGUGUUAUUAAUAGACCUGGAAAUGCUUCUAAGAUCCUGUUUGGCUGGUGUUUGCAUCUUCAGUGGCCAAAAGUAUAUAAAACCCCUUUGCCUUUCUCUGUGUUACAUUCAAUACAGUUUAUCAAUAGUCUUGAAAGAUGUUGUGUUGUCAUUGGUUUGUUUUGAUUGUUCUUUUUCUAUUUGACUUCUCUUAAUGAUUUGGGAUACCUUAGGUUUGGAGUGUCAGACUUCAGCUCUGAAUGUAAAAUUCAUAUGCAACCAGACUCAGAAAGUGCUUUGGUUGUCAGCGUGCGAUGUCUUGCCUUUUAAAAUUUUCAUUAUCUGCUAUCAUUGUUCAGUAGUGGCGGGAGGUAAGACCCUGGAUAAUGCCAAUUUCCCAAAGAAUGUGAAAUGUUUGCAACUCUUCAACUUGUCAACAUAAAAACCACAACUCUUAACAAUGGACAAAUUUUAUUUACAACUGUAAUAUCUCAUAUGAAACACACCUUUGAGAAUAUUUUCCCCAAACCUUAUGCCAGUUUUCUUUAUAGGUUUGUUCUUCUGUUUUUCUAAAGUUUAUCACCAAAUUUUCUUUGAUCUCCCUUGACUGUAUUCCGUGGGGAAUGUUUCUUAUGUACUAGAAAAAAAAAAAAAAAAAAGACAGCUGGAAG